AUAUAUAUAUUAAUUCAAAGAAAAAGCGUUGCAUUAAGUGCAAUGCAGGGAAUGACCAAGCCUGCAGCUGCAAGUUCUUCUGUGUGCUUUCCUACUACCCUACCCUUAUGCAAAUAUAGGUCACCACUUUUUGGUGGGGGUACCAGGGAUCAAACUCAGGAUCUUGCUUUGUGAAGCAGGCGGUGGCACCACUGAGCUAAAUUCCCGGCCCUAGAUCACCUCUUGCCUGUUAAUUCUCUGGCAGCCUGCUGCUAUAAUGCAGUCUUCUGAAAGUAUCAGUUUGAUCACAUAAUUCCUUGCUACAGAAUCUUUCCAGGGACUUCCCAUUUUCUGCAGGGUAAAAUUUAGAUACUUUAGCCUCACUAGCACCUUAGACUCACCGCUGUCUCACGUAGCUGUGCCCACUCUGCAUUGGCUCCCAUAUUCCUUCCAGUGGCACUUUCCUUCACUGACCCCAGGACUAGCCCUCCUCACUUGCCAUGUAAGCUGAUUGCAAUCCUCUCCCUAUCCUGUGCUCCUCUCCUCCCUUUCACCUCUCCCGUUUCUCCUGCCUGCUCUCCAUACUCCACUUCCAUCUUGUUGCAAGUCUUCCUCCAUCUUUAGCUUUCUAAGUCUCCUUUCCUGAAUUUUGAGGACACUUAGGGUCUGCAUCAAGUCCUGCCCUGGCUUGUAACUGCAGUGUGUGCACCUGUAUCCUUGAGAGAUAGGAGAGCUCAGUGUCAGUUUGUAUGGCCGAGGAUUUGUGUCAUAAAAUCCUUCCUCAAUAUGACUGUCUUUCCUUUCUGCUCUAGGAGAAGGCCUUAGAAAUCAGGACAGUUGUGAAAACUUUGGCCUGGGACGAAGAAGACAUUGGCCUCUGAGGAAUGCUUAAGCCAUUUUGUUUCUGUGUCCCAGGAUCCCUCCCCCACCAGUGUCCAGGGCCACUGCUAGACCUUGUCCCUCAUUAUCUCCCACACCCCACUCUGAGUGCUGGGAUUUGUGGUGGUGGUCCCCUCUUCUGUGCUGCACGUGGGUUCCUUGCCCCUCUUAACCCUGAGGUUCCUGUGCUACCUGCCCUUUUUGCCUUUCUUUUGUCCUGCUCUCUUCUGUCAGCUAAUGAUUAUUCAGGGAGCUUAACCUGUUGUCCCUGUCCCAAGUCUGUGAAAGUUCUCUUUCGGGCAAGGGUCAUGAGCAAUAUGCCAUGGCCAUGUGACAGUUGGCUUUACCUCACUCCUGUUGCUGUCUUGGUCCUACUAGUCUGGAAAGCUCAUUGUGUGCCCUGCCCGAAUAGAGACCUGAGCAGAAAGGUUUUAUCCUAAUGGCUGACACAAAACAACUGCCCUCCCUCGAUGGGGAUCCAAUGGCUGCAGAGGCCUGGCUCCGGGAUGUGUUUGAGAUCAUUGUGGAAGAGGCCAUUCAGAAAGGGACCAGGGCCUCUGAGAAGGUCUGUGAGUGGAAGGAGCCUGAGGAGCUAAAGCAGCUGCUGGAUUUGGAGCUACAGAGCCAUGGAGAGGCCCAGGAGAAGAUCCUGGAGCGCUGCCGGGCUGUGAUUCACUACAGCGUCAAGACUGGUCACCCCCGGUUCUUCAACCAACUCUUCUCUGGGUUGGACCCCCAUGCUCUGGCCGGGCGCAUUAUCACUGAGAGCCUCAACACCAGCCAGUACACGUAUGAGAUCGCCCCUGUGUUUGUACUCAUGGAAGAGGAGGUGCUGAAGAAACUCCGGGCCCUGGUGGGCUGGAGCUCUGGGGAUGGGGUCUUCUGCCCUGGUGGCUCCAUUUCUAACAUGUAUGCGAUGAACCUCGCCCGCUAUCAGCGCUACCCAGACUGCAAGCAGAGGGGCCUUCGGGCACUGCCACCCUUGGCCAUCUUCACAUCAGAAGAGUGUCACUACUCCAUCAACAAGGGAGCGGCUUUUCUGGGACUUGGCACUGACAGUGUCCGAGUGGUCAAGGCUGAUGAGAGAGGGAAAAUGAUCCCUGAGGAUCUGGAAAGACAGAUCAACCUAGCAGAAGCUGAGGGUGCUGUGCCAUUCCUAGUCAGUGCCACCUCUGGUACCACUGUCCUUGGGGCCUUUGACCCCCUGAGUGCAAUUGCUGAUGUGUGCCAGCGCCAUGGACUGUGGUUACACGUGGACGCUGCCUGGGGUGGGAGCGUCCUGCUGUCACAGACACACAGGCAUCUGCUGGAUGGAAUCCAGAGGGCUGACUCCGUGGCCUGGAACCCUCACAAGCUCCUGGGCGCAGGUCUGCAGUGCUCUGCUCUUCUUCUCCAUGACACCUCGAACCUGCUCAAGCGCUGCCAUGAGUCCCAGGCCAGCUACCUUUUCCAGCAGGACAAGUUCUAUGAUGUGGCUCUGGACACAGGGGACAAGGUGGUGCAGUGUGGCCGCCGUGUGGACUGUCUGAAGCUGUGGCUCCUGUGGAAGGCACAGGGUGGGCGAGGCCUGGAGCAGCGGAUCGACAGGGCCUUUGCCCUUGCCCAGUACCUGGUGGAGCAAAUCAAGAAGCAGGAAGGGUUUGAGUUGGUCAUGGAGCCUGAGUUUGUCAACGUGUGCUUCUGGUUCGUGCCCCCCAGCCUUCGGGGAAAGCAGGAAAGUCUGGAUUACAGCCAAAAGCUGUCUCAGGUGGCCCCUGUACUGAAGGAGCGCAUGGUGAAGGCAGGCUCCAUGAUGAUUGGCUACCAACCCCAUGGGGCCCGGGGCAACUUCUUCCGCAUGAUUGUGGCCAACCCCAUGCUGACCCAUGCAGACAUAGACUUCCUCUUCAAGGAGCUGGAGAGGCUUGGCCAAGACCUGUGAGCCAUCGCCCUCUUGUGGCUGCCUUGAUGCCAUCCCUCCCCCUCCAAGUCUGCACUCUCUUUCUUGUGCUCUCCAAAACAGCCUUUCUAGGAAACAAAGUGACCUUACCUGUGUUUAUAAGCUUUGACCCACUAAUUCUCUUAAUACUUACUAUAUGGAGAAUGUUUAAAUAAACUGUGCUAUAUCCAUAUGAUAGACUGUUACUCUUUCAUCAAGCUAUUUACAAAGAGAAUUUUUAUUAAUACAAGAAAAAAUUAUAUGGGAAAAGCUGAAUGUAAGACUUUAUAUACAGUGAUAUCUGAGAUCUAAAUAUAUAGGAUGAGACAGGUGUGGUGACACACAGCUGUGAUCCUAGCCUUCAGAAGGCUGAGGCAGGAGGAUUUGAGCAAGACCCAGUCUCCAAAAACUAUGAACUGUGCCAAAAUGUUAUCAGUUUCCU
Molecule: messenger RNA, 3218 nt
Organism: Fukomys damarensis (Damara mole-rat)
Lineage: Eukaryota; Metazoa; Chordata; Mammalia; Rodentia; Bathyergidae
Gene: Csad
Product: cysteine sulfinic acid decarboxylase
Exons: 15
Coding region: 1298-2779 (493 amino acids)
Biological process (GO): carboxylic acid metabolic process
Cellular component (GO): cytoplasm
Molecular function (GO): sulfinoalanine decarboxylase activity; pyridoxal phosphate binding
Source: RefSeq, a predicted model, not a curated record